Molecule: messenger RNA, 366 nt
Organism: Cajanus cajan (pigeon pea)
Lineage: Eukaryota; Viridiplantae; Streptophyta; Magnoliopsida; Fabales; Fabaceae
Source: RefSeq, a predicted model, not a curated record
AUGGGGUGUCAAAAAGUCCUAGAAUCUAGACACCCGAAUUAUAUGAAAGGUGAUUUAGUGUGGGGAUUUACAAAAUGGGAAGAAUUCAGCUUGGUAUCUCCAACUGUACUUUUCAAAAUUGAGCACAUUGAUGUCCCACUCUCAUAUUAUACUGGUAUUCUUGGUAUGCCAGGAAUGACUGCUUAUGUUGGUUUCUUUGAAUUAGGCUAUCCAAGGAAAGGAGAGAAUGUUUUUGUUUCAGCUGCCUCUGGUGCAAUUGGACAACUUGUUGGUCAAUUUGCAAAAUUGAUCGAUUGUUAUGUGGUUGGAAGUGCUGGAAGUAAAGAAAAUGGGAAACGAUCAUGGAGAACGAAGGACAAGCCGUAA